CGAUGUGUGGACGCGUGUUGUGUCUGAUUUUAUUUAUAAAAAUAUCGUACGCUCAAAUGCCCGAUGUGAAAAUACAAGCUUUUCGCCCGAAAGGACUUCGAAUAUCCGUUCAAGAUGUCCCCAAAAUGACACUGUUCGCGUUCCAAGGCAACUUGAACCAUAAACUGGAUAGCACCAGCGUCGGGACACUGAGUGCAGAGGUACUGGAUCCAGUCAACGGCCGAUGGGUGUACGAAGAGCCCGACCUUAAACUAAAAGUCAAGGACGUCGUCUAUUAUAACGCGGUCUUCUCAAUCAACAAGAAAUUAUACGAGAAAACAAACCAACAGUUCACCAUAACAGAGCUAGAAGAUCCUAAUGCAAGCACAGAUUCUCAGAAACCAGAAUGUAAGCCAACAAAGACGAGAGUGCGAGGCGGCAAAGCGUGUGCCGGACAGACAAUAUUCGAGGAGCAAUUUGAUUCCCUGGACGAAAACGUUUGGCAAAUCGAGCAGUAUAUACCGAUUUAUCACCCCGAAUACCCCUUCGUAUCCUACCAGCGUAAUAAUUUAACAGUAUCUACCGCAGAUGGAAACCUACAUAUUAACGCCAAACUUCAACAACAUAUGCCCGGCUUUCUGGACGACUCUAUAUAUUCUGGCACACUUAAUUUGUUCAGUGGGUGUACUUCGUCAGCAGAAGCAUGCAUCAAACAGGCUUCCGGUGCUGAUAUUCUACCACCAAUCGUCAGCGGCAGAAUCACAUCAAUAGGAUUCGCAUUUACGUACGGAACGGUCGAGAUCAGAGCGAAAUUACCGCAAGGAGACUGGCUGUAUCCGGAAAUUCUAUUGGAGCCGUUCUUAAAGAAGUAUGGAAGUAUGAAUUAUGCGUCCGGCGUAGUGAAGAUAGCGUGCGCGCGCGGUAAUGCAGAACUGUAUUCCGGACCUAAUGACUACAGCAAUACGGUUUUGUACGGAGGACCGAUCAUGGAUCUGGAGUGCCGCGAGAACUUUCUCUCCACAAAAAGACGCAGAGACGGCACGUCGUGGGGCGACAGUUUUCAUACAUAUUCCGUUCAAUGGACACCUGAUUUCAUAGCCCUGUCUGUGGACGGCGAGGAGUGGGCGCGAGUGGAGGCGCCACGGGACGCCCUGCCGGCUGUCUGCGCGCACGCCCCGCGGCACCUGCUGCAGGCCGGCUCGCAGAUGGCGCCAUUCGAUGACCACUUCUACAUAACGCUAGGCGUGGCGGCAGGAGGCAUAACGGAGUUCCGCGACGGGUCUAUAACCUCCGGGGGAGUCACCAAGCCCUGGAGAGACAGCGCUCGGAAGGCAUCCGUACAUUUCUGGCGGCACAUGUCCGAUUGGUUCCCACGGUGGAGUCAGCCAACUUUAAUCGUGGACUUUGUCAAAGUUAUCGCCUUAUGAUCUAGUCGUUUAGAUUUUGUAUAAUUAAGUUAUUAGUAUAGUUUCUGCAGGCAAAAUUAAUUGCAUUCUGAGUUUUUUUUGUCAAACUACAAUUUAAAAUUUAAUUCCUAAAAGAUCUCUCUUCUCUCUAAAUCUGUAAUUUAGCUAAUUUUAUUUGUAUCAUUUUCUUUGUUAAAUUUUGAAAGAGCGGCGAAUGACUAGAAGAUGUGAUCUGCGAAAAUAAAACUAAGUGACAUGCAUGCAAAGGCAUACACACAACAGAGUUUUGCAUUAUUAUUACCUUUCUUGAGCGAGAUGAGGACUACUGACGUGACCUGGAGUGAUAUUUUGGAGCAAGCCUAAGACAGGGUUAAGUGGAGACAGCUCUAAGGCCCCUAUGUACCGGCGGGGUGUCUUAGGGCUGCAAUAACAACAUUACCUUUCUUAACCAAACAGCGAUAUUAUCUGUAAUAUUAUAGUUAGAAAGCCUGCAUCUUAUACUCUUAUUGACACACGUACCUGGAUGAUUUUAACGAUGAAGAAAUAACAUCGUGUAAAAAAUUUAGCUGGAAAAGAUUUUGAGGAAUCAAGAAAUACCCUAUGAACCAGCACAGGUACGUGUCACCACUCUGGCUAAUUCUGCCACGUUGCGGUUGGUUUGAAGUUUGAGACAACCUUUGCACGAUACAAUUGAGACUAAGACCUCAUGGCUCGGAGUGAGUGGAGUCAUUCAAGUUGCGACUGGCUCCAGUAACCACUUAUAACCAGGUAGAUCGUGAGCCUAUCAGCUCAUUUAGAGCAACAAAAAACAAAAUAAUGUACUCUUGAAAAAAUCAUUUUAGUAAAAGACCA
Molecule: messenger RNA, 2237 nt
Organism: Bombyx mori (domestic silkworm)
Lineage: Eukaryota; Metazoa; Arthropoda; Insecta; Lepidoptera; Bombycidae
Gene: BGRP2
Product: beta-1,3-glucan recognition protein 2
Biological process (GO): carbohydrate metabolic process
Molecular function (GO): hydrolase activity, hydrolyzing O-glycosyl compounds; carbohydrate binding
Source: RefSeq, marked provisional